Molecule: messenger RNA, 780 nt
Organism: Neurospora tetrasperma FGSC 2508
Lineage: Eukaryota; Fungi; Ascomycota; Sordariomycetes; Sordariales; Sordariaceae
Exons: 2
Coding region: 1-600 (199 amino acids)
Source: RefSeq, a predicted model, not a curated record
AUGUCUUCCUCCUCCAGCCUAAUCCCCACCGAGGCCCUCGUCGGCACCACCGUUGCCAUGUCCUUCAUCCUCCUCGGCAACGCAAUCACCCAAUCCUUCAUGGGCGUCCCCGCCCUCCUCAUCAACUUUCCUCACCCCUCCUCCCCUUCCCACCCCCAAGCCGCCAAACACCUCGGCCAACAAUGGCCUGUCUUCUGGCGUGUCGGCAACGUUUUUUUCCGCCCCAUCUCCACCUUUGGCAUCAUCGGCUACGGCUACGCCGCCUGGGCCAGCUAUUCUCGCUCUUUCUCCUCCUCCUCUUCCUCCACCACUGUCACCUCGGGUAGCAACAACAACAACGCAUGGAAGUUUUAUGCCAUUAGUGCCUUGUGCCAUUUGAUCACGGUCGUGCAUAGUGCGGUCAAUAUGCAGCCGAUCAAUGCCAAGAUUGAAGGGUUGAAUAGACGAGAGGGGGACAAGAACAAGACGGAUGCGUCGCUGGCCGAGUAUUAUGCUAGGAAGUGGGCGAGAUUGAAUCUAGUGAGGCUGGUGAUGCCGGCGGUGGCGGGGAGUGUGGCCUUGUGGACUACGUUGAGGGCCGGUGCCGGUGGGAGGAUUUAAGGUUAUUGAGCGAGGGAAGGGGAGAAGAGGAUCACUGGAGAUGACAACAUGCUAUGAUUUUAUUUGGGGAGAGGCUGGGUUGCGACGAGGAUUGUUCGUCAUGAGAACGACGAGACAUGUUUGUUUCACAAUGUAUUGAGACGAUAAGGAAAACAGCAGAGUGUAAUGUGUAUGGUGUAG